AUGCCUAUCAACACCUCGCCCCGUGCUAUUCUCACUUCAUUCUUCGUACUUCUCACGCUUCUCUCCUACGCAUCAUGUGCUCCCAGUGUUCCUGCCGUGAUGCGCCGUGAUGCAUCUGAUGUCUGGACACCCAGAAUCACCUCCCCUACAAGUCACACUAAAUGGACUGUUGGAGGAACAUUCCUUGUCACCUGGGAUACAUCCUCGAAACCUGCCCAGGUGACCAACCCUAUUGGCGAGGUAUUCCUUCACCACAACGGUCGAACCCAAUCCAAUCCCAUUGCAUCUGGAUUUCCACUUUCUGAUGGUGAAGUCCACGUCACAGUCCCUCAUGAUACUACACCUGGGAAGUACAAGAUCGUAUUAUUCGGUGACUCUGGGGACUGGAGUGCAAGGUUCUCGAUUAACGCGGCCAUUGAAUAAGCUUCUUGCAGAAGUUUUUCAAUCUCAGACGAGAAUGAAAGAUUGGGAAGAAAGAGCGUAUGAUUUGAUGCUUGGUGAACUUGGCGAUGAACUUAAGCCGUCAUGAUGAACUGAACAUGCAAUGAACAAUUGGUAUCUCAUUUGACUUUUUUGAUUUGAAAACUACUGUACUCUACAUACAUUCUUCGUUUACAACUUACAUACAGGUUUCGGCGGCCAAUUUAGGA
Molecule: messenger RNA, 650 nt
Organism: Suillus bovinus
Lineage: Eukaryota; Fungi; Basidiomycota; Agaricomycetes; Boletales; Suillaceae
Exons: 2
Coding region: 1-423 (140 amino acids)
Source: RefSeq, a predicted model, not a curated record